AUGUUCACUUUGAUUUUUCUCUUCUUGCUCCUGAACAUUCCACUUCUUGUGUCCAGUAUCACCCAUCCCAAGUGCUUUUGGAGAAUGAAGCAGAACAAUGACAAGGAUGGAGAUUUGUUGACAGGCUGUAUCUUCUUCCUUUUCAGAGUGCAGUGGCCUGUGGAGAAAGAUUAUUUCAACCACAUUCUGAAUACACUAACACCAACUGAAAACAAACACUUUCCAUUGGCCUUGGCUUUUUCCCUGGAUGAAGUCAAUAGGAACCCUGAUCUUUUGCCAAAUAUGUCAUUCGUAUUUGAAUUCUCUGAAAGUGGUUGUAAGACUCUGUCAGAAUUAUACAGUCUCAUGCCUUUAUUUGAAGAAAAGGAAGAUCUUCCCCCUAAUUAUAAUUGUAAUGAAGAGACUACGUGUAUAGUGAUGCUGACAGGACCAAUCUGGGAAACAUCUGCGAUGGUUGGGACAAGCCUGGACCCCUACAGAUCUCAAGAGGUCCUCCAGCUUACCUAUGGACCUUUCCAUACCAUCCUGAGUGAUCAUGAAAAAUUUCGCUAUCUGUAUCAGAUGGCCCCCAAGGACACAGCCCUACCCCUGGCCAUGGUUUCUUUGAUGCUUCACUUCAAUUGGAACUGGAUAGGACUGGCCAUCUUAGACAAUGAUCAGGGUACCCAAUUUCUAUCACAUUUGAGAAGAGAGAUGGAAAAAAAUAUAGUCUGCUUUGCCUUUGUGAGCAUGAUCCCAGUCAAGAUGGAUUUAUACAUGUCAAGAGCUGAAGUAUAUUAUAACCAAGUCAUGACAUCAUCCACAAAUGUUGUUAUCAUUUAUGGUGACACAGACAGUACUCUAGCUGUGUGCUUUAGAAUGUGGGAAUCUCUAGGUAUACAGAGAAUAUGGGUGACCACAUCACAGUGGGAUGUCACUACAAGUAAGAAAGACUUCACCUUUGACUCAUCCCAUGGGACACUAGCUUUUGCACACCACCAUUCUGAGAUUUCUGGUUUUAAAACUUUUGUCCAGACACUGAACCCUCUGAAAUGCUCAGAUGAAUACCUCACAAGGCUGGGAUGGAUGAACUUUAACUGUGAGGUCUCAGCUUCUAAGUGUGAGACACUGAAGAAUUGUUCAUCCAAUGCCUCAUUGCAAUGGCUAAUGGGACAGACUUUUGACAUGGCUUUUAGUGAUGACAGUUAUGACAUAUAUAAUGCUGUAUAUACUGUGGCCCAUGCUGUUCAUGAGAUGCUUCUUCAACAAGUGGAUGAUGGGAAAGGACACUAUGGUAACUGCUUGAAGUUGCACUCCUUUCUGAGGAAGACUCACUUCACUAAUCCUGUUGGAGAAAAAGUGAAUAUGAACCAGAGAGAAAAUCUACAGGCAGAGUAUGACAUUUUCCAGGUUUGGAAUUUCCCAAACGGAUUGGGACUUAAGGUGAAAAUAGGAGAAUUUAGUCCAUAUUUUCCACAUGGUCAACAGCUCCAUUUAUAUGAAGACGUGAUUGAGUGGACCACAGGAAGUAGACAGAUGCCACCCUCUGUGUGCAGUGCUGAUUGUGGUCCUGGACUGAGGAAAUUCUUGCAGGAGGGAAUUGCAGCCUGCUGUUUUGAUUGCAUCCCCUGCCCAGAAAAUGAAGUUUCUAAUGAGACAAGUGUUGUUCUGGGGGUCUUUGUUAAGCACCAUGACACUCCCAUUGUGAAGGCCAAUAAUCGUAAUCUUAGUUAUAUAUUGCUCAUCUCACUCAUGUUUUGUUUCUUGUGCUCCUUUCUUUUUAUUGGCCAACCCAACACAGCUACCUGUGUCCUGCAACAAACCACAUUUGGAGUUGUAUUCACUGUGGCUGUUUCCACUGUGUUGGCCAAAACAGUGACUGUGCUUUUGGCUUUCACAGUCACAGCCCCUGGAAGAAGGAUGAGGUUCUUCAUGAUUUCAAGGGCACCCAACUACAUCAUUGCCAUAUGUACUCUCAUCCAAAUUAUUCUUUGUGCAAUCUGGCUGCUAAUUUCUCCUCCCUUUAUUGACACUGAUUCACACUCUGAGCAUGGCCAAAUCAUCAUUGUGUGCAACAAGGGCUCAGUUACUGCAUUCUACUGUGUCUUGGGAUACCAUGGCUCCCUUGCCUUAGGGAGUUUCAUUGUGGCUUUCUUGGCCAGGAAUCUCCCUGACAAAUUCAAUGAAGCCAAGUUGCUGACCUUCAGCAUUUUGUUGUUCUGCAGUGUCUGGGUCACUUUUCUUCCUGUCUACCAUAGCACCAAGGGCAAGGUCAUGGUGGUAGUGGAGGUCUUCUCCAUUUUGUCCUCAAGUGCAGGUCUGCUGGGAUGCAUCUUUAUCCCCAAGUGCUACAUAAUUUUGUUAAGACCAGAGAGAAAUUCUCUUCAAAAGUUAAGGGAGAAAUCAUCUUACUGAAUACUCAUUUCAUAAAUUGUUACUGAAAACUGUAGUGAUGGUACCUGUUGUGAUAUAAAGCAGGAUGUAUGCAUUAGCCAGUGAUUAUCAUUGUUUCUUCUAAUGAUAAUGCCCCGAAAUAUCAUGUAUACUACUUUACUGUAUAUUGUGUUCUAUAAUCUUCCACUCAGACACAUAUUUUACAAGACGUGAUUCUUGGAUAUUAGUGCAUA
Messenger RNA from Peromyscus eremicus (cactus mouse), 2606 nucleotides. Its product is annotated as vomeronasal type-2 receptor 116-like. Gene Ontology annotation, molecular function: G protein-coupled receptor activity. Lineage: Eukaryota; Metazoa; Chordata; Mammalia; Rodentia; Cricetidae. Gene Ontology annotation, biological process: G protein-coupled receptor signaling pathway. The coding region runs from base 1 to 2394 and encodes 797 amino acids. The record is from RefSeq and is a predicted model, not a curated record. Gene Ontology annotation, cellular component: membrane. The transcript is spliced from 6 exons.